AUGCAGGAACUGCUGUCUGAAAUCGCCAAAGUUGCUGAAGCCAGUCCGGACAAGGGUGAGGUCGCAACCUACAUCCCUGAACUGGCCGGCGUGAAUCCCGACCAGUUCGGAAUAGCCGUCGCGUUUGAGGACGGCCGCCUCCUGACAGCGGGUGACGCUGAAGUUCCGUUUUCCAUCCAGUCGGUUUCAAAAGUGUUCGCACUUGCUCUUGCACUUGGCCGCGUCGGAGAUCAGCUUUGGUAUCGCGUCGGUCGGGAACCUUCCGGUCUUUCCUUCGAUUCAAUCCUCCUGCUGGAGCGUGAAGACGGGAUACCGCGCAAUCCCUUCAUCAAUGCUGGUGCCCUCGUGACGACGGAUACCUACCUUGCCGGGUCCAAUCCCCGCGAAGCGCUUGGUGAAUUGCUGGGAUUCAUCCGUGCGGCCGCCGACGAUGACAGCAUCCACAUCAAUGAAAAUGUUGCGCAAUCGGAGUUGACCACCGGGCACCGGAAUUUCUCCCUUGCGCAUUAUCUGGCUUCUUGCGGCAACCUGCGGUCAUCCGUCGACAAGGUUCUGGGGACCUCUUGUCACCAGUGCGGCAUUGAAAUGAGUUGCCGGCAACUGGCCAUGGCAGGCCGGUUUCUGAUCGAAUCAGCAAAUAUGCCGCCGCUGGUUGCGGCACUGCGGCGGCGUCGCAUCAACGCGAUGAUGAUGACCUGCGGUCACUAUGACGGUUCGGGCGACUUCGCAUUUCGCGUGGGGCUUCCCGGCAAAAGUGGCGUUGGGGGUGGAAUACUGGUGAUCGCACCCGGCCGGGCAUCGAUUGCCGUCUGGUCGCCGGGCCUCAACCGCUACGGCAACUCCAAGCUGGGAACCGAGGCAAUGGAAAUGUUCGCAAAACGCACCGGUUGGUCCGUUUUCGGAUAG
Messenger RNA from Effrenium voratum, 906 nucleotides. The record is from the annotation of a GenBank genome assembly. NCBI's taxonomy places the organism in Eukaryota, Dinophyceae, Suessiales, Symbiodiniaceae.